AUGCAAACCCGUAUUUUGCCGAAGAGUGGACCUCGUGGCCCGUUUGGUGGAGUAAAUCGGGGUCUUUACCAGUCCGGUUCAUAUGGACACCCAAUGGGCAACGGGGCUAAUGGUCUGGGUGUACUGUCUGGCGGAGGUUCGGCUACAGCCGCGGCACGUCGUGAACGUCAAUUAAACAUGGAAACAUUUGGAUCGAUGGCUGCCAGACUACCGUUUGUCCCAAGACGUCGACCGACCGGUAGUGUUCCAAGAGAGUUCCUGGUCUCCGCCUCGGCCUAA
Molecule: messenger RNA, 279 nt
Organism: Echinostoma caproni
Lineage: Eukaryota; Metazoa; Platyhelminthes; Trematoda; Plagiorchiida; Echinostomatidae
Source: the annotation of a GenBank genome assembly